CGCUGCGUUCUCAUCAGACCGAUGCGGAAACGCGUCCUGAAACAGUUUGGACUUUCCACCUCGCUCUGCGCUUUGGUGCAAUGCGAACACAGCCACAUAGUAAGGCGGAACCCUCCCACUCCUCCUAUUGCUAUAACAACCACAGGUCUGUGUGACUCCUCAGCGCAGCGGCUCCAUCCUCCCAGCAUCGCCGCGUCCCCGCCCCGGAGGAGGAGGAGGAGGAGGAGGGGAAGAGCCUGCAUGUGUUUCCCCGGUCGGUGAUGCGAUCAGCGGGGAGGCUCUGGCUCAGGAUCCGCUACGUCAGACAGAUUAGUCUAAUAACCUCUCUGGGUAGGACAUACCUCCCCCCUUUGGACUCGCUUGGCAUGGGUGAGACAGACAGACAGACAUCCAGAGAGCUUCCAGACCAUCAAAAGUGAAGCACUUUUAUUUUUCCUUUAUUAUUUUUUGGGGCUGGGUGACUCUAGUGUGGUGAUCCUCCUCCAGAGAGCGGCGUCUCCUCAUCUUUUCUCCUCCUCCCUCCUCUCCACCCCACCUCCUCCCCGGUGCGAAAUGGCGCAAGAAAACGGCGAGUCCAGCGACGGCUCUUGGAAAAAGCACGUAGAUGACAUCAAGGACAUCUUUGACUUUAAGGAAGUCCUCGGAACCGGUGCGUUUUCUGAGGUGGUGAUGGCUCGGGAGAAGGCCACUGGAAAGAUGGUGGCGAUCAAGUGCAUCCCCAAGAAGGCGCUCAAGGGGAAAGAGACGAGCAUCGAGAACGAGAUCGCCGUCCUUAGGAAGCAGGUUGCUCUUUGUGCUGACAGGGUGUCUGGUGGGGAGCUGUUUGACCGGAUUGUAGAAAAGGGCUUCUACACAGAGAUGGAUGCCAGCCGCCUCAUCCGACAGGUUUUGGACGCUGUCAACUAUCUCCACUCCAUGGGCAUAGUGCACCGGGACCUGAAGCCUGAGAACUUGCUCUACUUUAGUCCUCAUGAUGAUUCAAAGAUCAUGAUCAGUGACUUUGGGCUGUCAAAGAUGGAGGGCACGGGUGGCGUCAUGGCCACAGCCUGCGGGACCCCUGGAUACGUCGCUCCUGAGGUUCUGGCACAGAAACCCUACAGUAAAGCUGUGGACUGCUGGUCCAUUGGGGUCAUUGCUUAUAUUUUGCUCUGUGGCUAUCCUCCGUUCUACGACGAGAACGAUUCGAAGCUGUUUGAGCAAAUUCUCAAGGCAGAUUAUGAGUUUGACGCGCCGUACUGGGAUGACAUCUCAGACUCUGCCAAAGACUUCAUCAGCUGCUUGAUGGAGAAGGACCCUGAAAAGAGAUUCACAUGCGACCAGGCUCUUGAGCACCCCUGGAUUGCCGGAGACACCGCUCUGCGUAAGAACAUACAUGAAUCCGUCAGCAGGCAGAUGCGCAAAAACUUUGCCAAAAGCAAAUGGAGGCAAGCGUUUAAUGCGACGGCUGUGAUCCGACACAUGAGGCGCCUGCAGCUCGGUACCAGCUUCGGCAGCAGCAUCCAAAGCUCCAACUCUGCGCCGGGCCCUCAGAGCCGAGGCCCCGCCAAGAGCCAAUCUGUGGACUGCGCGCCGCUCUCCCUGAAGGACUGUCCUCCCAUAGCUCCUCUUCCAUCUGUUGUUAAAGUGCACAACAAGGACUCAGAUGUUCCUGUAGCCCUGGAGGAUCCCCAGGUGGCGGCUGAACCGGCUCGGCCGCGCCCCUCCACCGUCACGGUCAUCCACACUGGGACUAAAUGACGCCAGGUUCCGCGGGAGGUGAGCUGGGAGACCACCGAGCUUUGAGACCACAGCUGGAGGUCUCACGACGCGACGUGGUUGCCCAGUUUGCCCAUCCCGCUGCCUCCCAUCUGUUAAUGCCAAUCCUUGGGGGAGGAAUUUAAGGAGCGUUGGCUCAGCCUCAUUUAGCACGGCUCAGUGCGUCACCCACCGCUUCCCUUCACAUCGUUACACAGACCCGGAGGUUCAGAGGAAGGGAAGACUCACCUGAAGCUGCUGUUGUGUGGAGACGAACGGUUUUGUCUGGCAGACGGACCAGGCGGCCGCUGUGGGUGGAACAGGACUAAGCUGAACUGAACCCUCUAGAAGCCGCCGCUUGUCUCGAUCGUAAAAGGUUGUUCCUCUAAAUGCCUUGUGUAAAUAUCCUUCCUGGAUCCGUUCUGUAGAGUCAUGUUAUGCAGGUGAAACGUAAAGCUUCAAGCUGUGGUUAAUACUCGUGCCAUCAUCUGCACUUUGAACUUCCUGCAGUUAUGGGGGGGCCCCCCCCGUCCAACCCGCUGUGGUGUUCGCUGUGACGGCUCACGGCAUCAUAACUUCCAACAGUACGCUGUCAGUGUUGUGUCUUUGUUUCUUUAGUAUGCUACCAAUCAGAGCAGGACAACGUGCAUCGGUUACGGCUGUGAUCAUAGAGGGAGAGCGUGCAAACGAUUGAUCAUCAAUUGGAAUAUUUAUUUUCUUAUGACUUUUUGUAAGAAUAUAAUUUGCUGAGAUGUGUAAAUGUUUAUUAAAACUGGACUUGCAGUUAUUGCCACAUUAGCACCAUAUCUAAUAGAUGUGACUUUUUAAGUGUUGUUUUACUCAACAGGUUUUGAUGUGACUGUAAGGUCCUCUUUUGUCCACAGGAGGGCGCUUUAUGAGUUCUCAGGGAUCUGCAGGGAUGUGCUUGAAUCUAACCAAACGCCUCUGUGCGAUCAAUCACAACUGACUCGUCCAACGUAUUAAAAAAGAUUAUAUAUGUUAAAAAAAAUAAAAAAGAAACACCCAAAUACAGCUUUUUGUCCCCUUGUGCCACAGGGAUAGAUGUUUACUUCCUGACACUAUGUUUCUUAUUGGUAAACCUUGAAUAAAUGUGGAGAACUACCAGUUAUUCUGACUGCAAUGACGUACAGAUGUGACGGUAUUCUGGUUAAGCUUCAGAGUCAGAUGAGUGUACAGUGGUGAAGUUGAAGUAUCGUGCUCUGCUUCCGCUCCUGAAGUGGUUGUUCUGAGAACAGUUCAGCCCUUCUGUGUUUAAUCACUGUGCUUUCAUACCAGCCUGUUGAAUUUAGCAGAAACUAUUUUUUUUUUUCUUCCCCCUCCUGCUCUGUCGCUCUCUAAAGACUGGUCUCUCACAGAGAAAAAAAAGGGGUCUAUCUUUAUAUUUUCUCUGUGCUUUCUCUGACUUAACUUUUAAUCGCUCAACAUGAAUGUGAAAUUUCAAGAUUAAAAAAAAAAAAAAUGUAGAAAAGAAACAAGUGCAUGGCCAUUAUCUAAGGUUUUCUAACUUUUAAUCAUCGACAAACGUGGUGAAUAUCAAAGAUUUUGGAAGUCUGCUUACUGUAAAUACAAAAAAAACUCUACAACAUUCAAAAGUCUUUUGUGUUUAUUUUUUAAUAUGUUGCAUAGACUUUCACAAUAAAGCAAAAGCAAAGCAGUGAAAGCUUUUAAGUUGACAUAAAGGAGUAUAUUGCAGAAUUGUAAUCUAUAGCUAAGUCGGGGGAGGUUAUUCUG
Molecule: messenger RNA, 3486 nt
Organism: Cyprinodon variegatus (sheepshead minnow)
Lineage: Eukaryota; Metazoa; Chordata; Actinopteri; Cyprinodontiformes; Cyprinodontidae
Product: calcium/calmodulin-dependent protein kinase type 1D-like
Exons: 10
Coding region: 553-1737 (394 amino acids)
Biological process (GO): peptidyl-serine phosphorylation
Cellular component (GO): cytoplasm; intracellular anatomical structure
Molecular function (GO): calcium/calmodulin-dependent protein kinase activity; calmodulin binding; ATP binding
Source: RefSeq, a predicted model, not a curated record